Molecule: messenger RNA, 3054 nt
Organism: Xyrauchen texanus (razorback sucker)
Lineage: Eukaryota; Metazoa; Chordata; Actinopteri; Cypriniformes; Catostomidae
Gene: znf703
Product: zinc finger protein 703
Exons: 2
Coding region: 623-2407 (594 amino acids)
Biological process (GO): negative regulation of DNA-templated transcription
Cellular component (GO): nucleus
Source: RefSeq, a predicted model, not a curated record
CAACGAUCAAGGACUAGGCCAGCGGAUCCGGAGCAAAUCAGAGGAGAGACGAGGAUAGUCUCCGCCUCUUUUGUGCCUGCCGACUUAUUACUAAUGCAGAUCCAGCCGAUUGGACGGCGGCAGGGUGCUCUGAAGUUCUCCCUCAGAUCUCCAGUGCGAUGAGAGUGUAUAUGCGUACGGAGUGUGUAGUGCACACACCGGAGCGCACACGGAUCGACGGAAUGCCAUUAUUUGCCACGCUAUUUAUCAGUAUGUCUGUUGAUUAGUUUCUUUUAAUUUAUUUGAUCACAAGUAAGCAAGGCUUCUCUUGGUUUUCAUUUUGUCCUCGUUUUUUGCGUAAAGGACUCCGUAUCGUUUUGGGUUAAAAGGCAACACUGAUUCGGUGACGGAACGAUGUGGAGACGGAGUGUACGUUCUUCCUAGAGACUAUAACAGCUCUCUUUCUUUGGACUACAGACAGCGUUAAUGUUUCAACGGGAUAUUCAACUGUCAAUAGUAAAGGAUAUAAUGUCGUUUGGUUCUUUGUUGAAUUAUUGAAGACAUUGGAUAUUUUGUAAAUGAAAAGUGAAGGACAUCCGCCCCGUAGCUGUCCUCGUCAGGUCUCUGAUCCGCCCCGAUCCAGAUGAGCGAACUGCCUCUUGGAUUUGCAGUCAGCGCACGGUAUCAGACCCUUAAAAGUAAUUACAUUCACAACGAUAGUUCACCCACCUGUUUACGAUCCCAGUUUGACUCGAUCGCAUUACUACUACCGUACAGUGAUCCCGCGCGUCAGGAAAAGAGGCUGCCUAUACGGAUUCUCAAAAUGUUGACCGCUCACACAAGUCAUAUACUUCACCCCGAGUAUCUCCAGCCGCUCAGCUCCGCGCCAGUGAGCAUUGAGCUGGAUGCUAAGAAGAGUCCCUUGGCAUUGCUGGCCCAGACCUGCUCACAGAUUGGUAAACCGGACCCCACUCCCUCCUCUAAACUGGGAUCACUCUCCUCCAGCAGCCAUGGAGACAAGGACAGCCGUUCCAACAACUCUAGUCUGAAGCCUGGGGAGCACCAGAACCAAGAUGACAAGUCCAGCUUUAAGCCUUACUCUAAAACUGGAUCAGAAUGCCGAAAGGAUGGUGCUGGAAUCAACAGCUCAGCCGAUAAAGCAGGGUUCAGAGUGCCAAAUAGUGGUUCUGCUGUAGUGACAUGUCCCUCUUUACCUCCACAUGCCCCCUCUCCGCGGGCCAGCUCUCCUUCUCAGCAGACAUCAGGACAGUCACACACACAUCUUCAGUCUCAGUCUCCCCUCUCGCAGAAAACUGCACAUCUACAAAAUGCCCACAUGGACACCAAAGCUGCCGACUCAGAUCCAGGGAAUGACAGCAGCAGCAGCAGUGGUGGCGAUCGCAAUGGGAAAAAAGAUUUAGAACACAGCAAAUCAGGCCUGGACAAUGCACAGAUAGCAAACUCCAGUCAUGUGCGUGCUAUUGCGAACUUCAGUAGUGCCAGUUCCUCCAGCAGUCCUCAACCUGACAAUAAGGCUGACCCCCAGCCACCUCAGGCUAGCCUGGGUGCAGGCCAUAUUGCCCCCAUCUCUCCUUUCAAACCAGGCCACUCUGUUUUUCCCCUCCCGUCCUCCACCAUGGGCUACCAUGGCUCCAUUGUUGGGGCCUAUGCUGGCUAUCCUUCUCAGUUUGUGUCGGGUUUGGAUCAUCCUAAAUCUAGUUUUGUUGGCACUGGGAUGGGUGUUCCAGGAAAGCACCCCAGCUCCAGCCCUCUUACAGGGGCUUCGCCUCCCUCAUUUAUGCAGGGUUUGUGCAGGGACCCAUACUGCCUCACCUACCCCAAUCCACCUCAUCUUGGGGGCAACAACUGCUCUUCUUGUGUUCAUGAUCCUUCAUCUGCCCUUAAAUCUGGCUUCCCUCUUAUGUAUCCUACCCAUCACCUCCACUCCCUGCACCCCAGUUCUCUGUCUUCUAGUGCCACUUCAUCUCUUUCCCAUCCUCUCUAUACCUAUGGUUUCAUCCUGUCCAAUGAAACUCUUCCUCAUGCCUGUAAUUGGGUCUCAGUGGGUGGCCCUUGUGACAAACGCUUUGCCACCUCAGAGGAACUUUUGGCCCACUUACGUACACACACAGCUCUGCCAGGUAUGGAUGGAAAGCUGCUAUCUGGCUAUCCAUCAUCGGUCUCCUCUGCUGCCUCCAGCCACCUCCACUUACCUCAUCCCAACAGCCCAGGAGCCCUUACCAGUUCCCUCUCCCUGCGUGGGUCACCAGGGCUAGGUUUGGCCCGGUACCAUCCCUAUGGAAAGGCUCAUUUGCCAGGAGCCCCAUCCCUGCCUAUGCAUUCUCUCCCAGCCACAGCGCCCUACUACUCUCCUUAUGCUCUAUAUGGUCAGAGACUGGGCUCAGCUUCUGCUCUUGGAUACCAGUGAUGGAAAGACUAUGGACAGUGUAUAGAUACUAGCAUGAGCUUAAUGGAAGCUGGAAAGCACAGGAACAUGCAGGAUUCUCCUAAAGUGAACCAAGCAAAAACACAGGAUAGCUAUAUUUGCCAUGAGGAAUAAAUUCUCAUCUGCUUUCGGGAACUCAUUUUAUUUUAUCUCAUCAAAUUUUUUUCAAUUUACCAAAAGUGUGUAUUUAUUUUUCACUGGAGCGCUUGAUUUUAUUGUUUUUAAGGGACAUUUACUGCCCAAAUGCAUUAUUAUUGUGUGUACAAACCAUACACUUUCUAUACAGUGUUUGCAAAGAUGGACUUUGACUUUGUCUCGCAGACAAAAAUCUUUCUUUUAUUGUCACUUUCUUUUGUGUGUUAGAUCUUUGCAAAUCAAUCUCUUUAUUGGAUAACGGAUGAGCAUGACCUGGUUAACAACUACUUUGUUCCUUUUGAUUUGGCAUUUAUUUUGUACUUGUACAGUUCAAAGACUAAAAUGGAAAGAUGUGAUAUAUUUUCUAUUGUAGCUGACUCUGAAAGCUGGGGAUGGAAGUGUAGAGGGGAAAAUAAUUCAAAUAAGAGUACUAUGUUCUGAUGGCAGCGCUAUCCAUUUAACAAAGUCUUAUUUUGUGUAAUAAAUGAUACUUG